UAAACGUGAUUCAUCGAUGAUUAUCGAUGAUAUCGAUCGGUCUGAUCUGAGGUGUGUCCGCGAGCCGCCAUGUUCUCCCGUGACGUCAUCAAACGGGAAGUGAUCUGUUGUCCUCGCUGCUCGGCUGCGGAGCGCGACACCUCUUCCUCCUCCUCUUCGUCAUCUUCCUCCUCACGGACCAUGGACGGGAGGCGUUUCCUGAGUCUCUCAGCUGAUCUGAGAACAUGAGCGGAGACGACCUGUCGACAGCGGAUGGCCCAGAUAGGCUCUGUGUUUCUGAGCGUGCUCAGUGCGCCCCGUCUCGGGUCCUUCACCUCCGUCAGCUUCCUGGUGACGUCUCUGAACAGGAAGUGCUCGCUCUGGGGCUUCCCUUCGGCCGAGUGAGUAAACUGAUCACACUGAGGAGCAAGAACCAGGCUUUUUUGGAGAUGGCCUCAGAGGAAGCAGCUGUUACCAUGGUGAACUACUACACCACGGCCACGCCCACAGUCAGGAACCAGCCAGUCUUCAUUCAGUAUUCUAACCACCGCGAGCUCAAGACCGACAAUCUGACCAAUCACCGAGCUCAGGCAGCACUGCAGGCCAUCACUGCUGCAGCGGUGCAUUCCGGGAGCAUGGCGGCCGGAGGGGAAGGGCGGGGCCUAGCCCCGGGUCAGAGUCCCGUCCUGAGGAUCAUCGUUGAGAAUUUAUUUUACCCAGUGACGCUGGAGGUUCUGCAGCAGAUCUUCAGUAAAUUUGGCUCCGUGUUGAAGAUCAUCACGUUCACCAGGAACAACCAGUUUCAGGCUCUGUUGCAGUUCAGUGACGCCGUGCACGCUCAGCACGCCCAGGCUUCUCUGGACGGUCAGAACAUCUACAACAGCUGCUGCACGUUGAGGAUCGACUUCUCCAAACUGAGCUCGCUCAACGUCAAGUACAACAAUGAUAAGAGCCGCGACUUCACCAGAGGCGACCUGCCCACGGGGGAGAUGGAGCCCGCCGCCGCCUUCGGUGUCGCGCUCUCUCCAUACGGAGCAGCAGCGUUUCCUCCGACCUUCCACCAGCACACGGGGUUGACGAUGGCGACCAUCCCCGGCUCGUUGGUGUCUUCUCCCCGUGUCUCUCUGCAGGUGGCGCCACCUGCUGUCCACUCGGUGCUGCUGGUGUCCAACCUGAACCCAGAGAGCGUCUCUCCUCAUGUUCUCUUCAUCCUGUUCGGUGUGUAUGGGGAUGUUCAGAGAGUGAAGAUUCUCUUCAACAAGCAAGAGAACGCUCUGGUCCAGAUGAGUGACGCGACUCAGGCUCAACUUGCGAUGAGUCACCUGAAUGGCCAGCGUCUCCACGGUAACGUGAUCCGGGUGACGUUGUCCAAACACCCGGUGGUGCAGCUGCCCCGCGGGGGGGCGGGGGAAGAGGAGCAGGCGCUGACCCGUGACUUUUCAGGCUCCGCCCUCCACCGCUUCAAAAAACCCGGGUCCAAAAACUUUAACAACAUUUUCCCUCCGUCGGCGACGCUGCACCUGUCGAACAUCCCCUCCACGGUCAGCGAGGAGGUGUUGAAGGAUUUGUUUUCCACUGGUGGAUUCCCCGUCAAAGCCUUCAAGUUUUUCCAGAAAGACAGGAAGAUGGCUCUGAUGCAGCUGGCAUCGGUGGAAGAGGCCGUCGAGGCGCUGAUCGCUCUGCAUGAUCAUCAGCUGGACCACAACCAGCACCUGAGGGUCUCCUUCUCCAAGUCCACCAUCUGACCUGGCCCCUGGGAGGCUCCGUGGGAGACCCCGUCUGUCGACUUCAGGGAUCCUGAUUGGUCCACGCUGAGAACACACUGAUGCACCAACGGAUGGUCACCGUGGUUACAGAGCACAUUCCUGAGCAACCUGAGUAGCAAUGAACUCUGGGUAAUGGAGUCCACGAUGUGAGUUCAACUGGUUUUAAGUAAUGUGAUGCAGAAGAAAAAAAUCAGGAAACUCUUUUUUUAAAGUUACAAAGAAACAUUUUCAAAGUAAAAGCCCCAAAAAAUAAUGUUCAUAUUUUCAUGUAGUUGUGAAUCAUCAGCACAUGAAACGAUUUGGUCUUUUUAUUUAUUCACUUUCACAUUUCAUCAUUUUACUGUGAACAACUUCUGUUGGUAACCAUGACAAUGAUGAUUAUUGUGCCUUAUUUUUCUGAACGACUCUAGUUGUUUACGUCUCGUUGAUCUCGUUCCUUUAUUGUUGAUUUAUUUUCUGGGAGGUUUUUAAUCAUGAAUCAUGAUCGUCUACUGGCCCUGCCCACCUGUCCUACCUGACCUGUGAUUGGUUGAUGGUCUGAUGUCACAUGCUCUAAUUUUUUAUUAAAAUAUAUUUUGUUCAUAUUCAUCUCCAUCAUCAAGCAAACGAGUCGUUUAAUUUUCUCCAGAUUUUUGAUUUUUUUCAAACAGGAAGCUGCCAAAUCCCAGUUUGCCUUCUGACCUCUGACCUUCCCACUGACUGGAUUCAAGGUCAAAGUGUUUGUUGUUUCAUAUCAAACGUCCGUCGGCACAAACACAGUUCAAUAUUCAAUUUAAUUCAAUUUUUUCUUUUUUAAAAUAAAAAUCAUUUGUUUGUUUGUUAAAAACAACAAUAAACAUUUGUGAUGAUAAAGUCUAUAAAUGGGGGGGGUCACACCAAGCCAAAGUGUCUGUGCCUUUAAUUGGACCAAUUCAUUUUCUCAUUAUGACAUCACUUCCUGUUUAAAAAGUUUCUACUUGUAACUUUGAUUUGAACCUGUUUAGAUUUGUCUAUCAGAUCUGUGACAUCAUAUCCUGUAUGCAAAUAUGUAACUGUGCGACUCAUCACACCCACCUGUCAAUCAAACCAAACCAGACGAACUGGUUGGUCAGUUUGAACACGCUGCUGUUAAUGUGUUACAUGUAAAACGUUAACGUUGCGUGACUCGUCGCAGGAGGACGUGACCUUUGUGACCUAUGUAGUUUGAAUGUGAUUUGACUUAUGACUCAUGAAAUACUUGUACUUUUGUACAUACAUGUUAUUAUGGUACUUUUUAAAAUACUCAUGUUCAGUAGCUUGUUACUCGUGUUGCAACAUUUUAUACUUGUACGUAUUUUAAACCUGAUACAGACGCAAACAUGUACUUGUACAUGUACUUGAGUUACUUCAGUACCACCUGUAAUUAUAACAUUAAAUACUUUUAUACGUGACAGAACUUGUAUGUUCAUGUUGCACACGUUACUGCAUGUUACAUGUUAGUGACACGUUACAUGUUAGUAACACACUACAUGAGGGUCAAGUGGCGUGACGGUGAAGCCUUUUCGUUUUGUAAGGCUGAUGAAUGUAAAGUACUUGUGGUGCAUUGUGGGAGAAGGUGGGAUUAUUAUUAUUGUUGAUAUUUUAUGAAUAUGUGGGGGGGUAGAAUUUUUAUUUAUUUUGAGUGUGAAGAAAGUUGUAGCAUGAAUCACUAAAUAAAUUAAACAUCUGACAA
Molecule: messenger RNA, 3435 nt
Organism: Scophthalmus maximus (turbot)
Lineage: Eukaryota; Metazoa; Chordata; Actinopteri; Pleuronectiformes; Scophthalmidae
Product: polypyrimidine tract-binding protein 3
Exons: 15
Coding region: 225-1724 (499 amino acids)
Biological process (GO): regulation of RNA splicing; mRNA processing
Cellular component (GO): nucleus
Molecular function (GO): mRNA binding
Source: RefSeq, a predicted model, not a curated record